AUGGAAGAAAUUAUCAACGAGGGAGUAAGAAGAUCAACUGCAGUCUAUAAUCUAAGCGAAACUGACAAUUUUAACUCAUAUCAGGAAGUGGAUAGUGAGGACUUGGAUAGUGAAGAAUUAGACGGUAGUGACGAUGCGAAUGAUUCAGAUUCAUCAAGCGAUGCAGGUGCUGAUGGUCAAAAUAAUGAGGCAAAUUAUACGGAGGAACAUACUCCUAGUGCGCCAUGGUUUGCAACUGAAGAUGUCACCAACAAUGAUCGCAAUGGAAAAUUGUUGAUCGCAAUGGGGUUCGAUUCAAAUAACCAUCAAUAUCCACUUGCUUAUGGCCUUGUUGAUGAAGAAACAACAAUCAAUUGGUCAUGGUUCUUACGUUUACUCCGAAGAUAUAUAUGCCAGGAUAGGAGAGGAGUAUGUAUAAUUUCAGAUCGUCACGCUGGAAUUAUUGAAGCAAUGAAAAAAGAUCAAAAUGGUUUCACCGGUGACAUGGGUAUACACCGUUUUUGUCUUCUACACAUUCGUAGUAAUUUCAGUUCAGCAUAUCCUGGAACACAUUUGAAGAUGUUAUGUUGGCUAGCUGGAAAUACAUCUCAAGUGAGAAAGUUCGAUGCAGCAAUGAAGCAAAUUAAAGAGCUCAAUCCUGAUGCAGAAAAAUGGCUUCGUAAUAUCCCGCUUGAGAUGUGGACAAUGUCUUUUGAUGGAGGACAUCGUUAUGGGCAAGCAACGACAAAUAUGAUCGAAAGUUUCAACGGAUGUAUAAGAUCUGCUCGUUUUCUGCCGGUCACAUCAAUGGUGGAGUAUUUAUAUUAUCGCUCCGUAAAACUUGUUGCAGAAAGACGUACACAGACCUUAAAUGAUCUCCAAAAUGGUCAUAUUUAUUGCCAGAAAUCAAGAGAGCUAUUCGAAAAUAUUGAAAAGAAGGCAUCAGCACACAAAAUCAUCCCGUAUAAUGAACAAAGAGGAAUUUUCGAAGUGACUACUGCUCGUUACAAGACUCAGAAGGGGUAUUGGAAAGGUGGCAACAAGCAUACAAUUGACCUUGGUAAAGGCUUUUGCUCUUGUGGAAAAUGGAGUCGAUAUCAUUCCCCAUGUUCGCACAUAGUUGCGGGUUGUUUGAUGUGCAGUCUUGAUUGGAAACAAUAUAUUGAACCAUCUCAUAGUUUGACAACAUUAUAUGAGAUGUGGAAAUAUGAAUUUUUUCCACUCGCUAAUCAAGCUUAUUGGACAUUUCCACUGGCAAAUAAUUGGGAAAGAUAUGGCACGCUCUUUCCAGAUGAGAAUUUGAAGAAGAAGAAAAAUAAACGAGGAUAG
This is a messenger RNA of Daucus carota subsp. sativus, 1308 nucleotides long. RefSeq lists its product as uncharacterized. Gene Ontology annotation, molecular function: zinc ion binding. Lineage: Eukaryota; Viridiplantae; Streptophyta; Magnoliopsida; Apiales; Apiaceae. The transcript has a single exon. The record is from RefSeq and is a predicted model, not a curated record. Bases 1 to 1308 code for a protein of 435 amino acids.